Molecule: messenger RNA, 3504 nt
Organism: Sceloporus undulatus (fence lizard)
Lineage: Eukaryota; Metazoa; Chordata; Lepidosauria; Squamata; Phrynosomatidae
Gene: INAVA
Product: innate immunity activator
Exons: 10
Coding region: 93-1994 (633 amino acids)
Biological process (GO): adherens junction maintenance; positive regulation of protein ubiquitination
Source: RefSeq, a predicted model, not a curated record
AGUACCAAGAUCACAAGAAACAUGGGAAAAGGAGGGAAAAGCAGCAGCAAAAAUAAAAAAACCCACCUCUCGCACCUGGAGGGAGCUGAGAAAUGCAAGCCAAGGGAGCGACUUGCUUUUUAAUAGAAGACAGUACGGCUUUUCCAAGUGUGAUCACACUACCUCCUUCUAGCAUCCAGAGUCUGGCCAUGAAGAGUAGGAGUAAGGAUGAGACAAGUGACACAGACAGUGGGAUCAUAGUGCAGUCAGGACUAGAUAGCCCCAUGGCUCCCAUGAAGGACCUCACUCAAGCCAUGAGGAAGCAGCAGAAGGCUUUGGAGGAGAAGCUUGAGGCCUGCGUACAGGAGCUGAGAAGGCUGUGUUUGCGUGAGGCAGAACUAACAGGAUUGCUACCUUCAGAGUAUCCUUUGAAGCCAGGAGAAAAGCUUCCAAAUGUCCGCCGUCGAAUUGGUGCUGCUUUCAGAUUGGAUGAAAAAGCCAUUCUUUCAAGAGGAGCGGAUCCUCUGAGCACAUUGGAGAGAGACUUGGCCCUCCAGCUGCAAAUUGCAGAGGCUUCACGUUGUCUUUCCCGGGAAGAGAAUCUCACCAAGCAGGUUCGGAAGCGCCGAAAAAGUGCUGUGCUGAAGGAGGAAAAGAAGCUGAAGGAGUUAGAGCAAGCCCUCAUUGAGUAUCACCUAGCAGCCAGGCAUUCAUCACAGCUAAGGGCCAGUGCUCCAGCUUUAGAAGUAUUCAGUGCCUCUGAUGAGAGCCUCCUGUCAGAUACUGCUCAAGUAGAGAAAGAACCCCACAUGGCGAACUCACAUCUUCCAUCAAAAUGUGCAGCUUCCACACACCAACCCUUGCAGAAUUCUUCAUCUCAGUCUUCCCAUCCUGUCUUGCAAGAAAGACAAACUCACAAGCAAGCCACCAGUGUGGAAAGCUCACCUAUCCAGAACAGCCCAUGGAAAGAGACCAGCCUGGAUAAACCCUAUGAGAAGCCCAAGAAAUCUUCAGAGCUCAGCAGUGUGCCAAGCAGUCCAGACAUGGUGAUUAAACUUGAACCCAAUCCUGCUGCUCAGAAGAGAGCUGAGACUUCUGCCUCCACCUUUGUUCCUACUAGGAAGCUGGAAGUAAGGAGGCAAGCUGGUUCCAGUGCUCCACCAACACCAGAAUUCCUUGGAAGAAGAGGACAACCUCAAAUAUUAAGGGUGUCUUCAUCCAGGGAGGGUUUGGAGACCCGUGGAAGAAGUGCAUUGCCAAGGCGACGCCCCACGUAUUACACUGUCACUGUCCCUGAGUACAGCUUUUCUGUACCUAAACCCAAUCCAGCCAGCAAACCAACCUUUCACUCUGCUUCAGAAGACAGCAAUUCAGAUGUUUCCAGUAUCUCUUAUACUACAUCAGCAGGUAGCAGCAGUCCUGACAUCUCCUUCUUGAAGCCAGCAUCUUCAAUACCAAAGGAGGAGCCCUUCCAGACCCAGACCUGCCGGGGACAUGAAGCAGAAUACCAUUGUCAGUACCCCCAAAAGCUGUUGUCAUCUUCAGGCUACUUCCCUGCUGUGGAGUAUGUAACUGAUGGUCACCUUCCUGCUGGGAUGGAGUUCUGUCAUGGUCAGCCACCUUUUCUGUCUGCCAGCUCUGCCCACUUAGCCUACAAGGAAGAGAUGGUGCCAGUUAGAUUCCACAGGCCCAUUGUUUCCCACAGCCGGGUGGUACGCACACCCUCACUGAAGGACUGCCCCCCAUUGGGCCCUCGCACCCUCUCCAAAUCAGUGGUGACUGAAGAGCUAAAAUCAUGGCACGAACGGACCCGGCUGCGUAAUGCACGGCCACAUUCACUGGACAGGCAAGGGGCUUUCCGCAGGCACAGUGGGCCAAGCAGAGAGGUUCACUCUGCAUGUUCCAUGGGACAGCACACUCAGGCACACCGUAUCCAUAUCUUGAAAUGCUCUCCGGAAGGAGCCCCUGUGCAAGUCUACGUGCCCGAAAAUGGUGAAAUCAUUACUCAAGUCUAGAGGCCACUGAAUCCACCCACCUUGCAUUUGGCAUUGUCAGCAGGCUGACUACCUAGUGCGUCAGGUUUCAGAAUGAGAAGGAUUUGGACCAAGCAUGAUCUUGAAUCUACUACUACUACUACCUUUGUUGUUUGAGAUAACAUUCAAUUCUCAGAGGAGAAUAUAAAACUCCCAGAAGCCUGUAGAAGAGUAUACAUUAGAAUUUCCCCUUGCUCUUACGAUCAACUGAUAUAAUGGAUUUACCACCCAACACUUGGGUUUCUUAUGCUGUGUAGAGUGGAAAGGACAUUAAGAAGCUUCCGCACUAACUAGUGUUUCCUUACAUGCUUAUUUAUUCAUUUCUGUGUGUGCUAGAAACAUCUUGGGGUGCCUGUAGGUUAUGAAAGCAAGGGAAGAACCAUCUCUUGUUUGCAUGGAAUGUUUCUGUUGUAUCAGCUCUUCCAGUGGUUAGAUUUAGAUCCCCUGCUCUCUUCCUUAUUCUUACAUAAAACUGUGUGUUGGAGCACACAGCCAUAAACUCAAAUAAGCUUUGCUGAAUGCAGUUUAAACUUAUAUAUCCCACCUCUACAGUUCUGCCUUCCUGUGGAGGGUGCUGUAAUUCAGAAGAUUUUCAAUCUCUUUGGUUUUGUGGAUGAACUACAAAUUCCUUAUUUUUAGUUUUAAUGAGAAUUGUGUUCAAAAGGAGUCCCAUUUUCAUGGGUGAAACAUAACAUUUUGCUCUGUUUUUGUAGGUGUCUGGCCCUAAUCACUUCGUGGAAGCAGUCAUCUCUCUUCAUAUAUACUUUUUGUCAAAAGAUUGGUUUAAGUCUAGCAAUAGUGGUGAAACAAUAGGGGCAAAAUAAAGCUGUUUCCAGCCACUUUGAAGACUGGGUGUUUAGUCUGCCACAGCAAACUGAAUUCAGUAUCUUGUUAAUAUUAAAAUUACUCAAGACAAUAAUUUUGGAUUCAUAGUAAUGGGAAAGAGCAGAGGCAUGAAAGAAAACAAAGUUCCAUUCCCUAACUUCUAGAAAAAACACUUUUCUGUUAUUCCAUGGGAUUCUGAAACUUUGAGAUAUUCUUCCAACCAUGGGUUAGCCCAGUUUCCUAGUUUUAAGGGCUAGAAACUUUUUUUAUUUUUAAAAGUGUCAAUGGAGAUUUGCUUAACAAGAAUAUAUGUUAUUCCAUCUCUUUAGCUUUUGCAGACCCCUGCUUUAGCUUUCUACUGCUUACUACAGAGCCAUUUCCAAGUACCUGGCUCGCCAUAAUCCUUGUCUUUGUUUCUGUGGUAAACUAGGAAAGCCAAACCACUAAUAAUGGUACAUGAUGAGCGAGGAUGUACAGUGACUGUAGCAAAUGUUGCCUAUGGUAUUAAUCAAGUUGUAUGAGUUUUGCCUCUGAAGUGCCUGUAUCUGUAAUGGUUAUCCGCAACCAACAGUGUUAAAUGUGUUUGGACACCUUAUGUUGGAUAGAAUACAUCGUUUAAAUUUCAUGUUCCAAUUGAUGCUUCAGCCUUCAUUUCUCUUUUGGAAAU